AUGGAGUUCUCGUUUCAGAAGUCUUUCUCUGUGGUUCUCUUAGUUCUGUUAAUGGGUUUCAGCGACGCGUCUUCUUCCUUGAAGAGCACUUACAUAGUGCACAUGGCGAAAUCUGAAAUGCCUGAGAGUUAUGAGCAUCAUACUGUAUGGUAUGAAUCGUCGUUACAAUCUGUUUCUGAGUCAGCUGAAAUGAUGUAUACAUACGAAAACGCGAUCCAUGGAUUCUCAACCAGAUUAACUGCUGAAGAAGCUGGUUUGCUCGAGAGCCAAACGGGGAUUCUAGCGGUGUUGCCGGAAGUGAAAUACGAGCUUCACACGACAAGGACUCCUCAGUUUCUUGGCCUUGAUAAAAGCGCAGAGAUGUUCCCGGAAUCAAGCUCAGCAAGCGAGGUUGUUGUGGGUGUUUUAGAUACCGGUGUUUGGCCAGAAAGCAAAAGCUUUGACGACACUGGAUUCGGACCUGUACCCACAACAUGGAAAGGCGCGUGUGAAACAGGAACGAAUUUCACAGCUUCUAACUGCAACAAAAAAUUGAUCGGAGCAAGGUAUUUUUCCAAGGGAGUUGAAGCCAUGUUAGGUCCUAUUGAUGAAACCACAGAGUCGAAAUCUGCUAGAGACGACGACGGGCAUGGUACUCAUACUUCAACUACAGCAGCAGGUUCGGUUGUUACCGGUGCAAGCCUCUUCGGUUAUGCUUCAGGGACGGCGCGUGGGAUGGCCACACGCGCUAGAGUUGCCGCAUACAAGGUUUGUUGGAAAGGAGGUUGUUUUAGCUCCGACAUAUUAGCUGCUAUUGAUAAAGCUAUUUCGGACGGUGUUAAUGUUCUGUCUCUUUCUCUCGGUGGUGGAAUGUCUGAUUAUUAUAGAGACAGUGUAGCUAUAGGUUCUUUUGCGGCGAUGGAGAAAGGGAUUCUAAUUUCUUGCUCAGCUGGGAAUGCGGGUCCAAGUGCUUAUUCUCUAUCUAAUGUAGCUCCAUGGAUCACUACCGUGGGUGCUGGUACACUGGAUCGUGACUUCCCUGCGAUCGUUAGUCUUGGUAACGGACUUAACUAUUCCGGAGUUUCUCUUUAUCGAGGAAACGCUUUGCCGGAUUCUCCGUUACCCUUGAUUUACGCAGGGAAUGCUACUAACGCUACGAACGGGAAUUUGUGUAUGACGGGAACUUUAUCGCCGGAGUUGGUUGCUGGGAAGAUUGUUUUCUGUGACCGUGGGAUGAAUGCUAGGGUUCAGAAAGGAGCUGUGGUGAAAGCCGCCGGAGGAUUGGGUAUGGUGCUGGCCAACACUGCCGCAAACGGCGAGGAGCUUGUCGCUGACACACAUCUAUUACCAGCCACGGCGGUUGGCGAGAAAGCCGGCAAUGCAAUCAAGAAAUAUCUAUUUUCCGAAGCGAAACCGACGGUGAAGAUUGUUUUUGAAGGAACAAAAGUUGGUGUUCAGCCAUCUCCGGUGGUGGCAGCGUUCAGUUCACGAGGACCAAACACAAUCACACCACAGAUCUUGAAACCUGAUCUUAUCGCGCCAGGUGUCAAUAUCUUAGCGGGGUGGUCCAAAGCAGUGGGACCCACCGGUUUGCCUGUUGAUGAGAGGCGCGUUGAUUUUAACAUUAUCUCUGGUACUUCCAUGUCCUGUCCCCACGUGAGUGGUUUAGCUGCCUUGAUUAAGUCGGCUCAUCCUGAGUGGAGCCCAGCCGCUGUUAGAUCGGCUCUCAUGACAACGGCUUAUACAGCUUACAAGGACGGUAAAAAUUUACAAGACAGUGCUACUGGAAAGCCCUCCACACCGUUCGAUCAUGGAUCCGGACACGUGGACCCUACCGCUGCACAUGAACCCGGACUUGUUUAUGAUUUAACGGUGGAUGAUUACUUAGGUUUCCUCUGUGCAUUAAACUACACAUCAACUCAAAUCACUGCUAUAGCAAAGAGAAAAUUCGAGUGUGACGCGGGUAAAAAAUACAGUGUGAAUGAUCUUAAUUAUCCAUCAUUUGCGGUUGUUUUCGACACCAUGGGUGGGGCCAACGUGAUUAAACACACGAGAAUCCUCACUAACGUGGGACCCGCGGGAAGUUACAAGGCUUCAGUAACGUCUGAUUCAAAAUCCGUGAAAAUCACGGUUGAACCGGAGGAGUUAAUUUUUAAGGAAAAUGAGAAGAAACCUUAUACGGUGACGUUUACGUCAUUGGGUUCUACACCGCAGAAGGUAAACGGAUUUGGACGGUUGGAAUGGAGGAAUGCGAAGAACGUGGUUGGAAGCCCAAUCUCGAUUAGUUGGGGUUGA
Molecule: messenger RNA, 2274 nt
Organism: Lathyrus sativus (Indian pea)
Lineage: Eukaryota; Viridiplantae; Streptophyta; Magnoliopsida; Fabales; Fabaceae
Source: the annotation of a GenBank genome assembly